AAUCACAACAGUGGUUUGAGAAGAAGAGUCCCGGCUGGGGUCGUCUAUCCAUAAUGCCCCUUAACGAGCUCCACGCCAAAGAUGCCGGAUUUCUUGUAAACGGGGAUCUCAAAAUUGUUGUUGAGAUAGAUGUUCUUGAAGUUGUUGGCAGAUUAGAUGUGACAGAGGAAACUUCAACAAUAAUAGAAACAAUGGAUGUUAAUGGGUUUCAGAUUCUUCCUUCACAUGCAGAAUCUGUGAGCCGUAUGUUUGAAAGACACUCGGAGCUUGCAUCUGAGUUCCGUCCAAAGAACCCAAAUCUAAGGACAGCUUACAUAAGUUUUCUACUCAGUCUGAUUGAGACUAUGUGCCAGUCACCGCAGGAGCUCUCCCAGGAUGAUCUGACUGAUGCUUAUGCUGCAAUGGGAUUCAUGAGAGAUGCUGGAUUUAAGCUGGAUUGGUUGGAGAAGAAGCUUGAUGAGGUGUCGGAGAAAAAGAAGAAUGAGAAAUCUUCUGAAGCUGGGCUACAAGAAAUGGAGGAAGAUUUGAGGGACUUGAAGCGGAAGUGUUCAGACAUGGAAGAUCUAGUGAAGAAAGAGAAGGUGAAGAUGUCGGCUGCAAAAGCUCCUCUCUCAUUUGAUGAUGUUGUUUAAUGUUCUUGAGAUCUUAAAUCAUUUGGGAGUUUGGUUCUGGUUUGUUCCUGAGAGAACUCUUAAAACUUUAGGAGCAUAAAAGA
This is a messenger RNA of Brassica oleracea var. oleracea, 715 nucleotides long. RefSeq names its product protein RESTRICTED TEV MOVEMENT 3-like. Gene Ontology annotation, molecular function: protein binding. The annotation marks the transcript as partial. Lineage: Eukaryota; Viridiplantae; Streptophyta; Magnoliopsida; Brassicales; Brassicaceae. The record is from RefSeq and is a predicted model, not a curated record. The transcript is spliced from 2 exons.